AUGGCAAACGGCUUAGACCUUCACAAAUUUACUGAAUUAGGAAACAUAAGCGAAGUCAAACGCUUGACAGAAAAAUAUACAUUUGACCCUCCAACAAUAUCAAAAGCCUUAUGAACAGCCCUUGACUAUGGAUCUCCCACCCAUGUAGAAAUUGCAAAAAUUUUACUACCUCGUGCAUCUCCAAGCUACAAAGAUGCAGGCGGAAUAACUUUUUUAAUGAAAGCAGCCAAAAUAGGUGACUUUGAACUUGUAAGACAAUUAAUUGGAUUGAAGUGCAGCACAGUAGCUUGUGACAGGGAGAAAAAAAGCGUUCUGAUGCAUGCAUUAGAAAAGCAUGGCGAUGAUCCUAUAAGAAUUGUAUCCUAUCUUCUUUCAAAUGGAGCCAAUGCAAAUACUACUGAUUUAGAAGGAUUCUCACCCCUCCAUUAUGCUGCACAAAAUGGUUACGUUGACUCUGUAAAUGAGCUAAUUGAAUAUCGAGCUGAAGUUAAUGUGAAAAACAUCAACAGUGAUACCCCUUUACAUCUUGCUGUAAGAAGUAAUAAUAGACAUUGUGCACAAUUAUUGAUAGAAAGAGGUGCCAACCCAAGGAUCCAAAACAACAUCGGAAAAUCUCCAAUUAACGAAUGCUCUGGAAAUUGGUUUAAUGGCUCCCAUAAAGAAGAAAACAAAAAAGACAACAGAAACAAAGGAAAAGGAAGAGUGAAAAACUACAAAAAGAAAGAAAUCAAUGAAAAAAACAUUGAAGAAGCUACAAAUGGCUCUAUAAUACAAGCUUGUUUUAAAUGUAAGAAAAACCAUGAAUUGUACUGCAUUCCUUGUGCCAAAGAAUUAUUAUCACACUCGUCAGAAGAAGAAUACAAAAUUUUGCUUCCUGAAAAAGGGUCAAUUGAAGACGAAAAUCGGAAGCUGAAAAAUGACCUUGACAGGGAAAGAAAACACAAAAAAAAAUUAAUUGAGAAAUUAAAACUACUAGAAAAAGCCAAUUCUUUAUCUCCUACAACUAGUGAAGAAACUCAAGCUGAUGAUUUAAUGUAUUCGAUAAAGCUAGCAAAUCAAAUGAAUCAAGCAUUAUUCAUGAGGCCACUUACAAUGCAGACUAGAGAAGCUAUAUUUGAAAAUCUUCAGCAAGAAGUAAAAAAGUUUUUAAAUGACCUGAAUAAUUGGGCGAAAAAAUCAGAUGGGCCGUAUAGGGAAGUUGUAGAGAUUAUAUCGAUAGGUAUAAAAGAAGAAUUUCCAGAAAGUGAUGUGAAAAUUUAUGGGUCUUUUGAAACGAACUUGCUUCUUCCCCAUUCUGAUAUAUAUUCUUGUGUUAUAAGUAGGAUUUAAUUAAUAUAUUAAAUAUUUUAGUGCUUAAGUUAGUUAAAAAGAAUAGAUCUUGUUAUCACUAAUUUAAACCAAUCUCCAGCCCAAGUCUUACAAGCCCUUAUAUCGAAACUAAAAUCGCUUUCUAUUGUAACAAGCAUAGAUGACAUUCUAACUGCCUCAAUUCCACUCCUAAAAGUAAAAACUUCUUACAACUCAAGAAUAAUUCAAGUAGAUAUUUCAGUCCAAGAUCCUAGACAUAGUGGCCUCGCUUGCUCCUCUUUUGUAAAAACCUUACUAAAGCAACACUCGACACUUCGCCAGGUCACUUUACUAUUUAAACAGCUUAUUUAUUUCUCAAACUUCCAUGAGCCAUUUAAAAGAGGAUUAAGCUCUUAUGGACUUUUGCUAAUGAUUGCUUGGUUUUAUCAAGAGCAAACCCCUGAAUGGAUUGCUGAAUACGCAAAUGAUACUCAUAAGCUGUCAGAAAUUUUUUUAAAGAUUUUAUACUACUAUGGGUGGGAAUUUGACUACUCAAGAAAAAUAAUUGUAAACAAUCCAGAUCUUCCCAACUUCAGAGAAAUUUGGCCGAAUAAAGUAAUAAUAAAAUAGUUAUCAGGAAUUUUGUGUAUUUGUGAUCCCUUGAACCCUCAGAACUAUAUUGCUUCAGCUACUGAUCUAGACCGUUUAGUGGUACUCCCUAUUUAGAGCAUUUUCCAGGUAGCGUAUUGUAAUGCUUGGAAACCUUCAGUUUGCCCAUGUCAGGAAGGCCAAAAAAUAUAUGAAAGGAUUUUAUAUGAAGCCAAGGUUGCCACGGUACUUUAG
Molecule: messenger RNA, 2130 nt
Organism: Blepharisma stoltei
Lineage: Eukaryota; Ciliophora; Heterotrichea; Heterotrichida; Blepharismidae
Source: the annotation of a GenBank genome assembly